Messenger RNA from Trypanosoma brucei brucei TREU927, 1038 nucleotides. RefSeq names its product adenosine kinase, putative. NCBI's taxonomy places the organism in Eukaryota, Euglenozoa, Kinetoplastea, Trypanosomatida, Trypanosomatidae. The coding region runs from base 1 to 1038 and encodes 345 amino acids. The transcript has a single exon. Gene Ontology annotation, molecular function: adenosine kinase activity. Gene Ontology annotation, biological process: purine ribonucleoside salvage. The record is from RefSeq and is a predicted model, not a curated record. Gene Ontology annotation, cellular component: nucleus; cytosol.
AUGUCAUCCGCUCCUCUGAGGGUAUACGUUCAGUGUAAUCCAUUACUUGACGUCUCGGCUCACGUGUCCGACGAAUUUUUGGUCAAGUAUGGUUUGGAGCGCGGUACGGCCAUCUUGUUGUCUGAGCGCCAGAAAGGAAUAUUCGACGAUAUCGAGAAAAUGCCCAAUGUGCGGUAUGUCCCUGGUGGAUCUGGCUUGAACGUGGCGCGCGUUGCGCAGUGGAUGCAGCAAGCGUAUAAGGGGAAGUUUGUUACAUAUGUUGGCUGCAUUGCAGAUGAUCGGUACGGCAAGGUUCUGAAGGAAGCUGCCGAGCAUGAAGGAAUUGUGAUGGCUGUUGAGCAUACGACGAAAGCAGGGAGUGGUGCGUGUGCAGUUUGUAUCACCGGCAAGGAACGCACUCUUGUUGCUGAUCUUGGUGCAGCAAAUCACCUCUCCAGUGAGCAUAUGCGCUCCCCUGCUGUCGUGAGGGCGAUGGAUGAAUCCAGAAUUUUCUAUUUCUCCGGUUUCACGUUGACAGUUGACGUUAAUCACGUUCUUCAGGCGUGCAGAAAGGCUCGUGAGGUGGAUGGACUUUUUAUGAUCAACUUAUCGGCCCCUUUUAUUAUGCAAUUCUUUUCCGCGCAACUUGGGGAGGUUCUGCCCUAUACUGAUAUAAUUGUGGCCAACCGACAUGAGGCAAAGGAGUUUGCCAACAUGAUGAAGUGGGAUACGGACUGUGUCGAGGAGAUUGCAAGGCGAGCAGUAUCUGAGGUUCCUUACACAGGCACAAAAGGUCGUGUUGUUGUGUUCACUCGUGAUAUUGAACCUACUGUAAUUGCAACUAAGGAUGGUGUGGAGACGGUUCCUGUACCUCAGUUAGAUCAGGACAAAGUAAUUGACAUGAAUGGUGCUGGGGAUGCAUUUGUGGGUGGAUUUUUGAGUGCUUAUGCCGUUGGUAAGGAUUUGCGGCGCUGUUGCGAAACUGGCCACUACACAGCACAAGAGGUUAUCCAGCAAGACGGUUGCUCGUUCCCCGAGAAGCCCAGUUUCUCUCCUUGA